GGCCGUGGGAGGAUGGAAGGUAACCACGCCUUCUCCUCUGGGGUACUAAUCCCCUCCUUCCUCCUCUUGAUUCGGACUCACAGCUCGUCUUCUCAAUCCCUCCUCUCUCCCCCUUUUAUCCCUCACAGCCAUCGGAGCACUCCAUCUCCCUCCUCUCCAGGCCCCCCACAACCUCGUCCAUUUCUCUCAGAAGAGAGGGGCGAGGGGAUUAGGGAGCCGGGCGUCGGGCAGAGAUGUUGCAGAGAGCCGCGAACAACGCGUACUCGUGGUGGUGGGCCAGCCACAUCCGGACCAAGCAGUCGAAAUGGCUCGACAGCAACCUCCAAGGCCAGUCUCUUGAUCCUCCUCUACCUCUCACUACGUCUGUGAUUGUUCAUGCAGAGAUGGAGGAUGUAGUGAAACGAAUGCUCAAGCUCAUUGAUACAGAUGCUGACUCCUUUGCCAAGAGGGCAGAGUUGUACUUCAAAAGGAGACCAGAGUUGAUAAACUUUGUGGAAGAUGCCUACAGGGCUUACAGAGCAUUGGCUGAAAGAUAUGACCACAUAUCAGGAGAACUACACAAGGCCAACCACACCAUAGCAACUGCUUUUCCUGAACAAGUUCAGUAUGCCAUGCUAGAGGAGGAGGAGGAUAGUUUGCCUAAAGCAAUUACCCCGAUUGAUCCUAGUAAAAUUAACAAGCCAACAGUGGAGGGAUUGAUGAACAAAAGAAGAGAAAAUGAAUCGUCUAUAAGGAGGAAACAGAAGAAGGGUAAUGCACCUCAGUUCAAUAACGAACAGGCUCAAGAAGAGAUAAAUAAGCUCCAGAAAGGAAUACUGGUUCUGCAGACUGAGAAAGAAUUCAUCAAGAGCUCAUAUGAGAGUGGGAUAGUCAAGUAUUGGGAGAUUGAAAAGCAAAUAGUGGAGAUGCAAGAAAAAGCUUGUGGCUUGCAAGAUGAGUUUAGUACUAGUGCAGUCAUUGGGGACAACGAGGCACACGCCUUGAUGACAGAGACAGCUCUUAAAUCUUGUGAGGAUGCCAUAGUUAACUUGCAGGAACAACGAAAGAAAUCAUUGGAACAAGCAAAAGUAGAGUCUGAAAGAAUUAAGAUCGCUGGCAAAAAGUUGAAAAUUUUCAAAGGUGAGAAUUGUCAAUCAGAAAUGGUAAAUGCAGACAUGUCUGGUGAAAACACACAGAUGGGCUUCACUGCUGAAAAAAUGGAGGGAGAUGAGUAUGCUCUAAACAAGGCAAGGCUUGAGUUACAGUCCAUAUGUGAGAAAAUUAGGACUCAUUUUGAAAUGAAUACUGAAAGUUCUGUAUCUGAAAUGGCGGAAAAGAUUAAUGAGCUUGUAAAUAAAGUAAUUACGUUGGAACUCACUGUUUCAUCACAGGCAGUACAAAUAAAUCAAUUGACUUCAGAAAACAAUGAACUCGAUGAAUGUCUUCUGAAAUUGGAAGAGGAGAAAAAUGUUCUGAUCAAUGACUCAAAUGCAUUGUCUAAAAGACUGAAGGAAGCUGAAGAGGAGUUAAGCAGAGUUCAGGCAAUUGAGAAAAUUGUCCAAGACGAAGAAAUAGUUUUCCAUGAAAACUUGGCUGCAGCAUGUUGCAGCAUCAAAGGUUUUUCAGAUAAGCUGCAGUCUCAUGAGCAUCCAGAAGAUGAUUGUAUAGUAGAGAAAGAAGUUUCAAAAUCUAGCACUGAACCACAGAGAGAGUGUCAGGAUAAAAAGGAAAAUGAAAUCCAUGAGAUGAAGAAAGGUUUGGAAGAAGAGAUUCAUACAACUCAGGAACUUGGUCAUUUCCUAAAAGAUCUUUCCCAGACUGAGGCAGAUUCUGGACUCAAGAGUGCUUCAGGAAGGAAUGAGGACUUGAUACAAAGAAAUGAACUGGCGAAGAAAGUUUCAUCACAAGCAGAUCUUAGCAUUCGUCUAAAUAACAAUGAACAAAUUUUGCCCGACGGAGAAGAGCAAACUCUUAAGUUUCAGCAAAUAAUUUUAACUGGUUUAGAAGGUAGAGAAAAGAUUCUACUAGCUGAGUACACGUCACUCUUGCAAAAUUACAAAGAGACAAAGAGAAGGCUCUCUGAAGAAGUACUGAACAAAAAUCAGUAUCUUCAAAGGACGAUGGCUUUGACAGGGGAACUGAAGAAUGCCAUUGCAAUCAAAGAUGAGGAGAUACGACUGUUGAGACAAUGGCUGGCCUCUCUAAAAAUGAGUUCUAGUGUCACGCUAGAUGCACCUUCUGUUGAAGGCUUUUGGCAUGGUCAACACAAGGUUGAAGGCAUAUCCAACUCUCCAAUGGUCACGCAGAAUCCUACUCGAGAUCCUGAGAUGUCCAAAGAUCUAAAUGCAUCCGCUACCAAACAAGAUUCGUGUGUUGAGUAUACAGAAAUAACAAGUCCCCUUGCACAAGGCACUAAUGCAAAUUGUAUCGAUGAGCCAACGAGCAUUUCACCCAUCGGAGAAAAAUUUAGAAGAGAUAUUGAUGCUUUGCUUGAUGGAAAUUUAGAAUUCUGGCUAAGGUUUAGCACAUCAUUCCAUUUCAUACAAGACUUCAGAGCAAAGUUCAAAGACCUACAAGCUGAUAUCAGUAAGCCGAAGGACCACAAGACACUGGAGGGCAAUGGUGGUGCUGCUAGUGAUCGAGCUGGGAAACCUGAACCAGCACUUUUAACCACAAGACUGAGAGAAUUGAAAACUGAACUACAGGUAUGGUUGGAACAAUCCACACUAUUAAGAGCAGAGCUGCAUGGUAGGAUCUCAUCUCUUUGCUACAUGCAAGAGAAGAUCUCUGGUGCCGUCAACACAGAAUUAGAACCUGGAGAAGUGCUGCUCACUCCUUGUCAAGCUGCAGGGUUUCACGGUGAGGUGAUGAACAUGAAACAGGAGAACAAUAAAGCCGCUAGUGAACUGCAGAUGGGAAUCGAUUACAUCAGGAGGCUUCAACUAGAAAUCGAGCAGCAGCUGUCCGAACUACGUGAGCCAUUUGUACCAAAAAGCAGCCCAACCGAUCACUUGGAAAAUUCUCCAAAGAGGACCAAUGUGCCAUUGCGGGUCUUCCUUUUUGGUGCCAAGCCUAAGAAACCAUCUUUAUUUGCACGCAUCCAACCUAUGUUUCAGAGACAAAACAGCAAGCUUCGGGCUGGGCAUCGGUCAAAACGGUUUUCUCAGCCCGAGUAG
This is a messenger RNA of Musa acuminata AAA Group (dessert banana), 3155 nucleotides long. Its product is annotated as protein NETWORKED 2D-like. The record is from RefSeq and is a predicted model, not a curated record. Gene Ontology annotation, molecular function: actin binding. NCBI's taxonomy places the organism in Eukaryota, Viridiplantae, Streptophyta, Magnoliopsida, Zingiberales, Musaceae. The transcript has 4 exons. Bases 234 to 3155 code for a protein of 973 amino acids.